Salvia splendens (bonfire salvia) is the source of this 1706-nucleotide messenger RNA. RefSeq names its product APETALA2-like protein 1. The coding region runs from base 289 to 1455 and encodes 388 amino acids. Lineage: Eukaryota; Viridiplantae; Streptophyta; Magnoliopsida; Lamiales; Lamiaceae. Gene Ontology annotation, molecular function: DNA binding; DNA-binding transcription factor activity. Gene Ontology annotation, biological process: regulation of DNA-templated transcription. The record is from RefSeq and is a predicted model, not a curated record. The transcript is spliced from 10 exons.
GAGUCUGACAAAACCAAGAACAGUGGCAGUUGCCCCACUAAGUAACCAUUGAACUCAACCAAACGUUAAAAUUCAAUCUUUGUAAUAAAAUUAAAUAUGUGUCGGAACAUGUAUAUAGUAUAGAGUCAUGAAUCGAAUCCUGUAUUUUCUUGCUACUAAUAUUCAUGCUUGUAGUAUUAGUACUACUCCUAUUUAUUGAUCAUUUGACUAUUCUAUCAUCUUCUCAAACACUCACCAGCAAACUGCUCCUCCUUUUCUGUUUUCUAGAGAGAGAGAGUUUGCUGCGCCAUGAUGUUUGAUCUCAAUCUGAGCGCCGACUGCAACUGGAAGGCGGAUCUUUGCCACUCUCCAGCGACGUCCGUUUCUUCGGUCGUGGACGGAGAGACCGCCUCCAGCAACGACGACUCGUGCUCCACACGCGCCGCCGUCACAUUGAACUUCGACAUCGUCGUCGAUCGCGAUUGCGGGCUGGUGACGCGGGAGCUUUUCCCGGCGAGUGGACUCGGCGAACCGGUGACUCGGUCAGAGGUACAACCGCCGCAGCAGCAGGUGCAACCGAGGAAGAGCCGCAGGGGGCCCAGGUCGAGAAGCUCCCAGUACAGAGGGGUUACGUUUUAUAGAAGAACUGGCAGAUGGGAGUCACAUAUUUGGGAUUGUGGGAAACAAGUUUAUUUGGGUGGAUUUGACACUGCUCUUGCCGCUGCUAGAGCUUAUGAUAGAGCUGCAAUAAAAUUCCGCGGUGUGGAAGCCGACAUCAACUUCAAGCUCAGUGAUUAUGAGGAAGAUAUGAAACAGACGAAGAAGAUGUCCAAGGAGGAGUUUGUGCAGAUACUGCGUCGACAUAGCACCGGAUUCUCCAGAGGAACCUCCAAAUACAGAGGCGUAACGCUUCACAAAUGCGGGCGCUGGGAGGCUCGAAUGGGCCAGUUUCUCGGCAAGAAGUAUAUAUAUCUUGGGCUAUUCGACAAUGAAGUAGAGGCAGCAAGGGCUUAUGAUAAGGCGGCUAUCAAGUGUAACGGUAGGGAAGCUGUCACUAACUUUGAAUCGAGCUCAUACCACACCGAGAUCAUGCCAGAAUCAAGCUGUCUUGAUUUGAACUUGGGGAUUUCGACGUCUUCUCCCAAAGAGAUUCAGAGUUUUCAGUUCCAGCCUUACCAAGUUCAAAAGCUCCAUGUUGCUGCUACAAGACCGGAGUUGGAUGGAUUUCCGGUGACAUCCCUACACCCGAUUCUGUUGCCGGCUCCAAAUUAUGAGGAAAGGGCGGGUCAUGGCAUGAGUUAUAGUUCAGAGGAAGUAGUGAAGUGGGCGUGGCGAAUGCAUCAUGCGACACCAAGUACUGCAGCAUCAUCAGGAUUCUCGUCACCUGUAUUCUCAAAUUCGACUCCAUCCCUCAACCUCUGCUUCUCGUCAAAUCCCACCAACGUCUACUCCUCGUCCCAGACCCCGCCAUGUUAAAUUUUUCUUGGUCUCACCCUUUUGCUCUCAUUCUUUUCUUCAUUGGGAAAUAUUGAAUACUUUGGUUUGUCAAUGGAGGUUUAGUAGUGUUGUUUCUUGAUGUUAGAAGAGCACCUCUACCCCUCCCUCCCCCUUUGUAUCAAAUAUAUUUCUUUUUACACGAUUUUGUAGAUGUGAAAUGUAUAAUUAUUAUACACAACGUUUCAUGAUCAAAUCACUCAUUAAUUAUAAGCUUGAGUAUUUUUUCGAAA